ACAUUCUCUCAUGCACCUCCAGGAGAGGUGGAGUUCUACCCUCUGAGAUGAGGCUCAGCAGCAGCACAUGCAUGAGUUUUUGUGAAUGUGCAUGCACAGUGACAGUGUUCGACUGAUAGGGAAACACUGGAAGAACCAAGGAACAGGCUGAAAUAUCAGACACAGACAUUCAGUAUUUGCAUCCACAAUAUCAGAAGGACAAAGUGUGGAACUUUAACAGCUGGCCACAAUGAUGGCGAAGGAAAAUACCACCUUCUGGACCUUGAAUGUUACAGCACUAAAAGCAGAAAAAGUUCAGUCCCAAGACUACUGGUCUGAAGCAGACUGUUACGUGACUGUCAGCCUCCCUGCCACGUCUGAAAGGACGUACAGAACUAAAUCUGUGGCAAACACACAGAAUCCUGAGUGGAAUGAAACUUUUAGCUACAAGAUCAAUGACACACUGCAGAAUAUUCUGGAGAUAAAGCUGUAUGACGAAGAUCCCAUGAAAAUAGACAACCUCAUUUCCACUUUUACUGUUGACAUCAGCAGCCUCACUGCAGGGAAGAAGGAAUCCAAGACAUUUGACAUCGACACUGAGUCAAUGAGUAAACUCUGGAUGGUGUUUGAGCUUCUGGAAAGGGAGGAGGACAUCCUCAAGCAACACAAAGAUGUCCGACAUGUGAAGCACCCUAUGCCCCACUGGAUCUUGAAUGUCACUGUAUUAAGUGCAAAAAACAAAUACUCCCAAGAUUACUUGACUGAAUCUGACUGCUAUGUCGUUCUCUCUUUGCCCACUUCCACGGCGAGGAUCUAUCGCACAAGCACUGUGGCCAACACAAACAACCCCAAGUGGAAUGAAACAUUUACAUUCAGGAUCCCCACCCAUGUGAAAAAUAUUCUGGAGAUCAAGCUGUUUGAUGAGAACCUGCUGCUGUCCGAUUACUUGAUUUUCACCAUUUUGCUUGACAUUAGCAGCCUCACCAUGGGGAAGAAGGAGACCAAAGUCUUCAACACAAACGCAGAGAACCAUGAUGAACUUUUGAUGGAGUUUGAGCUCCUGCAAAGUGAGGCACCCACUUGUGAAUACUUCAGUAAUGGCAUCCUUAUGGCUGCACCACUGUCCGCUCUGGAUGUUGGGAUUCACAGUCUGCAAAAGAAUGAGCGCAUUAAAGACAAGGCGUUGCAACUCAGGGGAGCCUUUCCAGAGAGUCAAACUCUGAAUUCAGCAGAAACUCAAAAGCUACGAUUCUUUAUCAACAGUGACUUGGAGACAGAGUUAGGACUGGUGGCUCCUGAAGCUGAGUCUUGUGCUCCGAUGCUAAACUCCAUCCAUUUUCAGUCUCUACCUGGCAAACGCGCUGACACAGUGCAUCUUCGUAUUGAGGAGGACACAGUGGAUUUAGACCUGCACACCGCUGAAUGUGGGGAGAGAAAUCUAGCAGUUCGUCUGGAGUUCGACAUCCCACCACAAGAGAAAGAAUAUCUGAAAAAGAGAAAAGAGGUCCUGAGACAGGCUUUGCAAAGAUUUUUAGGCUUCAGCUCAACGUCAGAACCUGAAAUGGUGCCAACUAUAGCAGUGGUGGCAUCAGGAGGUGGGGCCAGAGCAAUGACAGGACUCCUGGGUAGUCUGAGGGGACUGAAGCAUUUAGGCCUGCUGGAUGCUGUCAGUUACAUCACUGGCGUUUCUGGAUCCACGUGGGCAAUGGCAGCUUUGUAUCAGGAAGCCAACUGGUCCCAGCAGGACUUAGACCGUGUCAUCUCCAAAGCAGAGGAACAGAUGACAAAGAGUGUCUUGAGCGCCUUCUCCAAGGACAAACUGCAGUAUUACAGCGACGAAAUGGCAGAGAAAGGAGACAAGGGUUAUAUUGUGUCAUUCAUUGAUAUGGCAGGUCUGAUUUUGGAACAUCUUGUCUUUGGAAAGAAAGUCACCAGUACCCUGUCUGAGCAGCAGAGGACGCUGUCUGAAGGCCAGAACCCUUUACCCAUUUACACUGCAGUCAAUAUGAAGGACGAAAUCCCAGGAUGUCAGUCAGAAGCUGAGUGGUGCGAGUUCACACCCUAUGAGGUAGGCCUCCAAAAGUAUGGGGCAUUUGUGCAAACCAAGAACUUUGGUAGUCAGCUCUUUCUUGGUCAUGUCGUGAAGAAACUCCCUGAACUCCGUAUCCCUUAUUUGAUGGGGAUAUGGAGCAGUGUGUUUUCGAUCAACCUGACGCAACUGUGGACCCUUGCUACAGGGUCUCUGCCUUCCUGGAGUCCUUGGCUUAGUCCAAACAUCAGCAACAUAAAGGCUGACAAUGAAGAAUCGACUUUGGGUAUGUCUGUCAUCAACCCUGUCACAGAAAUUGUCAGCACGCUGACUGAUUUCUUCAAGAAUCGUCCAGUCAUUGCUGAGAUGUACAAUUUCAUGCGUGGCUUCUUUCUGCACUGGAACUACAAGAAAAACAGCAACUUUAAUGCUUGGAAAGGCAAACAUCCAGAUGCCUUUCCAAACAAAAUGACACCCAGUGACCGUACCUUGCGCCUGGUUGAUUCUGGUCAUGUCAUCAAUAUUGGUUGUGUGCCAGUGCUGAGGCCAGAGAGAGACGUGGACAUUAUCAUAUCUCUGAGCUAUUCUUGGGACGUAGACCAUGUCUUCAAGGUCUUACAGGACACAGCUGCUUACUGUCGGGAUCAUGAUAUCCCCUUUCCCAAAGCCGAUUUUGCAAGUCUGGAAAAGGAGCCUCAGAAAGAGAUCUACAUCCUUGAGGAUAAGGACAAUCCUAAAGCUCCAGUAGUGAUUCACUUCCCCCUGGUUAACAUCACGUACCAAAACUUCAAAAGUCCCGGUGUGAAGCGUGAAACUAAAAAUGAAGUGAAAGCUGGUAAAGUGGAUGUGAGCAGCAGCAGCUCUCCAUACACCACCAAAAACAUGACCUUCUCAAAGGAGAAUUAUCAGGCUUUGCUGGGUUUGACAACAUACAACAUCAUCAACAACAAGGAGAGCUUCCAGAAGGUGAUCCAGGCCGCCCUUAAGAGGAAAGCAUCAAAGAGGAAAUAAGACAAAUUAGAGCUUGGUGAGGAGGUGGUUAGGGGAGGUGAUGGUCUAGUGGUUAAGCGUUGGGCUUGAGACCAGAAGAUCACUGAGGACCCUUGGGCCAGGUCCUUUAUCCCCUAGCUGCUCCUGGUGUGUAGCUGAGCGCCUUGCAUGGCAGCA
This is a messenger RNA of Thalassophryne amazonica, 3175 nucleotides long. RefSeq names its product cytosolic phospholipase A2 beta-like. The transcript has 26 exons. Gene Ontology annotation, molecular function: calcium-dependent phospholipid binding; calcium ion binding. The record is from RefSeq and is a predicted model, not a curated record. The coding region runs from base 230 to 3019 and encodes 929 amino acids. Gene Ontology annotation, cellular component: cytosol. NCBI's taxonomy places the organism in Eukaryota, Metazoa, Chordata, Actinopteri, Batrachoidiformes, Batrachoididae. Gene Ontology annotation, biological process: glycerophospholipid catabolic process.